Spodoptera littoralis (African cotton leafworm) is the source of this 1302-nucleotide messenger RNA. The record is from the annotation of a GenBank genome assembly. Lineage: Eukaryota; Metazoa; Arthropoda; Insecta; Lepidoptera; Noctuidae.
AUGGCGGUUGCGCGUCGAAUGGCCGCCAUCUUGGUUUUGUUGUUAGCGUUGUUUAAUUUAACAGUAGGAUGUGACGUUGAUGAUGUGGCUGUGUACAAAGUGUCGUUGCAAAUGUUAUGGAGUGAAGAGAGGUUUCCAAAGGAUUAUCCUCAGAACAGACCGAAGGCGCAAUGGUCACAGGUAUUUGGACAAUCACACUCUUCAAACUACAGCCUGUACCACAUAGGUUCAGUCGCGAGUGCUUCAAUUCGUUCCUUCGCCCAGUACGGGAAGAUCGAUGACCUGGUGAAGCAGGGUGAUGACGAUCAACAGGUUUACGACCAGUUCUCAGCACCAGCUAUAGGAUUAGGAACUGGGACGACAGAGAACAUGGUGUUUGUUGAUGGGAGGCACAGUUUGGUGUCUCUCAUAAGUCGUAUGAUUCCAUCACCAGACUGGUUCAUUGGAGUAGAUGGCGUAAACCUAUGCGUGGACUCUUCAUGGGUCGAUCAAAUAACUCUUGAUUUGGAACCUCUAGAUGCAGGAGCAGCAAGUGGAUUAACGUUUACAGCUCCACGCUGGGAGACCAACCCACCUGACCUGGUGACCAGGCACAAACCAAGAUUACCUGAUCAUCCAGCUGCCGGCUUUUACUACCCGCUGCUGAGAGAACUGCCAGCUAUAGCUAAAGUGGAAUUCACCAAGGUAAGACAAUACUCAACAAAGGAACUCAACAAUCUAGCUCGAACAGAACUUCUAUCAACGCUCGAUGCUAAAAACGAACAAAAUGAUGCACCACGACAAACGGUUAAAGUUAAUGAUGACAGUGAUGAAGAAAGCGAUGAAGAAGAAGAACAUCCUACAAUGACAACACGAAGCAAUGUGGAUACGUUGAAAGAUUUAGAGGAAGAACCUAUUGGUACACCAAGACCUAAUGUACCAGAAAACUAUGUGGUCGUUGUGACUAAAGCUCCUACAACUACGACAACUGAAAAAGAAUUCGAAGGUGAACUCAAGAGUAUGGACGACGUUGUUCUAGCAGUUGCUCACGGCAGAAAACUGGGGCUGCACAAACAUCUGCCUAGACAUUUUAGGUCUCGUCUGCACCAUGCAGUUAACAAGAUACAACCCAAUGACUGCCUCGUCUCGGAAUGGAGUGCUUGGUCACCUUGUUCAGUCACUUGUGGCUUCGGUGAACAACUUCGAUCCAGGAGCGUAGUACGUGAAAAGAAGGAGGGUGGCCGCAACUGCCCUACACUUACUGACAGAAAACACUGCGGCAACGUUAACUCUUGCGCACAUAUCGAUUAUUUUGAGUGGUAG